GAAAAAAAUACAGAAUUGUAUAAGAUCGAAUGUUUCUAGGUGUUAUUUUCUCCUUAUUGUGGCUACGUUCUUAAAGAAAAUCUUUGUUCUUUUUCUUUCAAUAAAUUUUAGUCAUAAAUAAAUUAAAAAUUUCGAAUCACAACUUUUAUGGAGUAAUUUAAUUGCAAGAAUCAGUAGAAAUAACGCAUUAAGAUUUUCUCUUAAAUUAGAUUGGAAGUUUAAAAAAAAAAAGUAAAAAGAAAUGAAUAGUGUCAGUAAAUAUAUUUACUUUUUUGUUGUAAACAUCGGCCAGAAUUACAGUAAGUUGAAACCUUUUUAUCGAAUUACUUUCUAAGAGAAAAAAAAAAGAGUAACUUUCUUCAAAAGAAGCGAUAGAACUGAUGCGGAUUGCGAAGAAAAGGAAAAUUUCAAUUAACUCGAAAGAAAAGAAAAAUAAAUUAAAGAAAGAAAAAAAGCGCACUUCUUUCUCCACAAUGGAAUCUCUUAUUUUCGUUUUUUUUUUUUAUCACGGUUCGGAAAAAGUUUUUAGCGGGCUUCAUAGCGAGAGAUCAAAAAAGUUUAAAACAAAACUAACUACUAUUUUUACGGAUAUCUCCUUUAAAAUGAAGUUGGUGUAAUUUAAGGGAAUGUUUAGAUUGGUUUUGGUAUCAUAACAAAUAGUUUAGUUGUUAGAAAACCCUGUCGGGCAGAAUUUUCAAGUUCUAUCUAGAGUUUCUUAAAAAACGGAUAUUAGAACCGGGUUUCCAAUGGUCGGAAUCAAUAAUAGGUCUGUCCACGGACUUCCAGCCGUCCCCGAGGGUAGCAGUCGAUCAACCCUCGAACACUACGCAUGCGUUGGGAAUUGACUCGUUUCCUCUCUUUUGCAAGAUCUUCACAAGACAUGUGUCUACGAAUCUUUUCAUUCGUGUUGUACGUUUGUUUCUAGCGUUCGAGAACGGUGCGGAAUUAAAAUUUUGCGCUUGCUCUGUCAGCAUGAUAUUGUUAUUGUUUUGAAGUCAUUAUUUUUGGAAAAUGAAUGACUUAAUUCGUUAUGAAUUAAUUCGUUAAAAAUUAUUAAAUAAAGCCAAACAAACAAGAUGCGUGGAAUAAAUGCAAAAAAAUAACAGAAAAAAAAUGUGCCAAUCAACAAGACUUUUUUAGAUGGCAUAAAAACACCUAAACAUUUAUCUUGCUAUUACACACAGUUAAAUGUAUCAAAUGUAGUUAAAUGUAAGAACUAAAAAUAUAUUUUUAUCACUGAAUUGUAUAAUUUACAUAUGUACGAGUAUGUUCGCAGUAACUUGAACAAUUGAUCAAAAUGUUUUUUCCACAUAUUUGCAUUUUUUUGAGCUUGAUGGUUUGUAGUAGUGGCCAAGGAGUGCGACGGGUUGGAUCAAGGCCUGUUGGGACGAAAUAUGGCUCCAUUCGUGGACUAUUGGUAAAUUUACCAAACCGUAAUGUUGGUCCUGUUGAAGUAUUUCUUGGUGUUCCAUAUGCCAGUCCUCCAACUGGACUUUUACGAUUUAUGCCACCUGUAAACCCUAGCCAAUGGCGAGGUGUAAGAACAGCUGAUCGCUAUGGGCCCGUUUGCCCUCAGCGUUAUCCUGAUAUUAAGAAUGAGACUGAAUCAUUAAGACAUAUGCCUUCUGGAAGGCUGGAAUAUUUGAAGAAGUUGAUACCUUUUCUUCGUAAUGAAAGCGAGGAUUGUCUUUACUUGAACGUCUACUGUCCAGCGAAAAGAGAGUUGAGAGGACUACCAGUGAUUGUCUUCAUACACGGGGAUUCUUAUGAAUGGAGUUCCGGAAAUCCCUACGAUGGAACUGUCCUCGCUGGAUUCGGAGAAGUUAUUGUCAUUACCCUUAACUACAGGCUUGGGAUCUUGGGAUUUCUCCCAGCCAUGGAGACUACUUCAAGAGGUAAUUACGGUUUGAUGGACCAAAUAGCAGCUUUACGUUGGGUUCAAGAAAAUAUUGCCCAUUUUGGAGGAGAUCCAAGAAAUGUUACUUUAUUAGGUCAUGGUUUUGGAGCGUCAUGUGCUCAUUUACUCAUGUUUUCACCAAGGGCCAAAGGACUUUUUCAUCGAGUUGUUCUUCAGAGUGGUUCAGCAUUUAGUCCUUGGGCAAUUGCUCAUGAAGCAAUGACUUUCACGCGCCAUCUGGCUAGAAAGUUGGGAUGCCCUGUUCUUGAUCAUCCAGCUCUUGUUCGCUGCAUGAGACUGCGACCUAUAUCAGAAAUCAUGAGAGUACAACUUCUUGUACCAGAAUAUUUAACAGCAUUUGGACCAAUUGUAGAUGGUAUAGUUAUUCCAGCUGAACCUGAAAAACUACUGUUAAAUACUCCUACAGAGCUACAAAAUGUGCCAAAAAUAGACGUGCUAAUCGGAGUUACAAGGAUAGAAUCUUUCUUCUAUUUUGGUGCCAGUGAAGAGCGUUAUGGUAUAGAAGCUGGACGCAGAGACCGAAUUUUAAGAACUUUAGUUCGAAAUUUAUUUACUUUCCAUUUGCAAGAAAUUUUCUUGACAAUAGUCAAUGAAUAUACUGACUGGGCGAGACCUGUGCAACACCCAGUAAAUAUUUUAGAUGGAACUGUGGACGCUUUAUCGGAUGCCUUAGUAGUAGCUCCCUUAAUAAGUAGCGCAAAUAUUUUAUCUAAACUAAAUCACAGGACGUUUUUGUACGUAUUUAAUUAUCCAACUGAAGCAAGUGAUUAUCCACAGAGAUUAGUAUGUGUACAUGGUGAAGAUAUUCCUUAUCUAUUUGGAGCUCCAUUAGUUAGUAAUUUAGCUCAUUUUCCAAACAACUACAGCAAACCCGAAAUUGCUUUAUCUGAAGCAAUUAUGCUAUAUUGGACAAACUUUGCCAAAUACGGGGACCCAAAUGUGAUCCAUGAUUUAGAAAGCCCCGAAAGAACAAGAACAAGAUUUGAGAGAUUUGUGUGGCCUUUGUAUGACAGCAUCAAUCAAAAGUUUCUUUCAUUAGCUAUGAAACCAAAAAUAAGAGAUCAUUACCACGCUCAUAGACUAUCUUUCUGGUUAAGUCUGAUUCCAAAGCUUCACCGACAAGGGGUAACUCCUGGUGUAGCAACGCAACAUCAUCUACUAGAUGACCAUGACAAUCCUUCAACAUAUGAUGGUAUAGUUCGACAAGGACCAGUAUUGACUGCACUAGGUAUGCCACCUCGGGCUCCCACUGUAAAGCCUCGAUCUAAUUUCCCUAUACCGACAGUAGGUCCUGGUGUUAAAGUGAUAACUCAAGUUUCUGAAUCAUUGACAUCUUUCUCAGCUCCAGGAGAACAAAUGCUUUCAGAGACAUCUUCCGAACCUACAUCAGUAAAUGUUUCCGGAAGUAUGGCUUCAUCAGAUACUGUGGUAGUGCAAAAAGACAAUUACAUGACAGCUUUGCGUGUGACAAUUAUUGUAGGAUGUUCAUUACUCAUAUUAAAUCUUUGUGUUUUUGCGGGUGUUUAUCAUCAAAGAAGUGAAAAUAGAGCUGAGAAUGCCUUGCGAGAAGAGAGCUAUAAAAAUUCUCAAAGUGAAGCGGAAGUUGAAAUUACUCCAGCAGUUAUAAAGCCCACCAUAAUUGCUCCUCCACCUUCACCUGAUCUUCAGAGAUUGGCAGAUCUUCCUCAAUUCAUUCCACCACCUCCAACAUUUGUACCAACUCAAACUCCUCCUGGAUCUCCUAACACCUCACCUACUUAUAUACCUCUUCAGGAGACAAGCUCGAAACUCAAGAGCUCUCUCACGCAAGAAGGACAAAAUGCACGUUGCAACAUAUACCCACCUGACAAGAAACAAGGGGAUUCAAUGAAGAAAGAAUUCUGGAUGUUCUGAAACAAAGCAUUCACCAAAACAUUUUACAUAUCCUCAUCAGAUGAUCGAUCCUCAAGAAUCUUCUUCUACUUGGUUUGAAGCGAAUGGUAAUCUGACGUUUCAAGAAAAGCACAUCCGGGGAAAGUGCUUUUACUGUCUACUUGAGUUUGGUUGCACAUCUUUACUACAGUAUCAUUCAUAGUGUAGCAGAUGUGACAAGAAAAGCACAUCCGUGGAAAGUGCUUUUAUGUCUACUUGAAUUUGGUUGCACAUCUUUACUACAGUAUCAUUCAUAGUGUAGUUGAUGUAACAAGAAAAGCACAUCCAUGGAAAGUGCUUUUACAAUGUACUUGAGGGCGAAUGCACAUCUUUGCAACAGAACCAAUCAUAGUGUGCAACAUCCGCGAUUGCCCAUGAUAACAUAUGGAUUAUUUCCUUUACAUGGUAACGUUAUAAAACGGAAAAGCAUAAUAUUUAAAGCUGUUACAUAUUUGAACAGCUGUUACAUAUUAAGCCAAAUGUACUCUUGUGAUUUAUUGCGUUUUUCAUGUGGAUGUUAAUGUUACCUUUUUCAGUAAUUCAAACAACCCAGAUCUGUAAGGAUCUGUUUAUUGUGAUUUUUUUUAUAAAAAGUAAUGCGUUUCUACUGAAGUAAGUAAUUAGAAAUAGAAUGGAUAAUGUAAAGAUUUCAGAGAGCUCGAUAUUUUUGCAAAAAUAUUUAUAUUUAUGGACACUUAUACUGUAGAAAAGAUAUGCGAUUAUUUUAAAAAAAGUAUUCGUUAAAAAUAUUUACAUUGGUAUACUUUAAACUAAUGUAGCAAACAAAGUUUCACGAGAAACUUUCUAUAACUACCAGUUCGGUGGAAACUGUAUAACUUAUAAAUUUUAAAAAGCCGAGUCAUGUUUAUAAAGUUUAUAAGGGGUUAUGUAGGAUCGACAGAGUUAGAAACAUUUGAAACUGAAAUAUGGUUUGUGUUAAAUAAAUUAUUUCUGUAUUAUAUAUGCAUUUAUUUUCAGACUGAUUAAAAAAUUAUCUUUAUAGGAGAAAACCAACUUUUUAUUUUAUGAAGAUAAUUGACAGAGAUAUAAUAGGUUCGAAGUAGGUAUUCAAUAAAAAUAAAGCCUUAUAUUGAUCUUAAGACUUAUUUUUAUUUUUUUAAUAUCAUUUUUUACAGUCUCAUUUAAAAGCUAUUUUUGUUAUCAAUCAAAUAGUUAUUAUCAGCUGGUUGAAUAUUGUAUUUAAAUACAGCACCGCAAUAUGUAAUACUAAAUGUACGGAUAUUCUGGUUCAACAAUAUGAAAUUUUGUACUUUUUGUUUAGUACUGAAGAAAAAUGUGUGCUCAUUAGUUAUUUAUAUAUUAAUCGCAACUUAUUAAUAAACAUACAGUGUAAAUCAUUUAAUGUAAAGUUACUUGUUUUCAUUUUAUAAAAAGAUAAAAAGGUUAUAUUUAGACAUAAAAUUUAAGAAUUCAAAAACGAAAUGUUAAAUACAUUUUAUUAUUGAUCUGUUUUAAGAAAAAAUAAGGAUGCAGGACAAAUUUCCGAUUUGCACAACAUUUUAUUGGAAAACAAAUGCAUGACUGGAUGACACUUUAUUAAACAGAGUGAUUCAUUUCUAUUCGCUCAAAUUUGAUAGAGAAAUAGAUUAUAAUGAGCAUUUCUUAAGUAUAAUCUUUUCAUUGCAUUUUUAAAACCUGUUUCAAAAACCAUUCUUAAGGUGAGGGUGAACCUAAACAAAUAUCUAUUAAUGAAAGUUAGAAAGCAAAUAACAAAUGAAACUUUCCUUUGGUCUUUUAAUCGUAGUAGUACUACUUUCCAAUUCUUAAUUUUUUUGUUCAAAAUAAGUUUUGGAAAUGUCUUUCGGUUUCCUCUCACAAAUCCUUCUCUCAUGAAUUUCCCAAAUUUGAUGCAUCUUCGUUUUCAUAUAAAUAGGUAUAAAAUAUACUGUUUUAUAAAAUUGAAUGUAGCAGAUUGAAUAAACUAAAAGAUAAACAAAAAUUGUAUUUUACUUAAAAGAAAAAAAAAAAGAAAAUGAAGCUGUACAUCUAUACAACAUUAUGCAUCCUAAGGCUAAUUUUUAGUCAUUUACAUAUAUUUAAAGCAACUAUUUGAAGAUGUCUGUUUUGAAGAUGACCAUUUACCUGACUACAAGAAUGACACGAAUGAUGAGUAUUUAAUUUUAUUAUUCUUUUUUUUUUAAGUUAAGGAUAGACUCUUGGUGGUUUUGAUUUCACUGUGCACAACCUGCUUCAACUUUGUACACUGGAAAAAAUUCCAGUUCAAAUCACAGUAAAAAGUACUUGUAUGUAACAUCAGUAAGAUCCAAUUUACCGUGAAAUUCAUUUUUUUACAGUAAAAUAAUAGGCCGUACUUUUUACGAUAAUAUUUAUUUAAUAAAAAUCAUGUAAUAUUAAAUGUUACUGUAAAAUUUAUGGUGCAUCAGAUUUUUGCUCCUCCAACUUUUACAGUAAAAGAAUUUGAAUUCAGAAAAGUAUAUUUCAAGAGAAAACUUUGAGUAAAUGACUUUAAACGUAAUACUUGAAUCUUAACAACAGCGACGAGUAAUUUUUUUGACAACUCUUUCUAUCAAAUUGCGUUAUUUUAAUAUAGGGUCAUCGAAAUGAAGCGCAAGAAUUACAAAAUUGAGUGAUGAAAAUCCAUAAUAUAACAUAAUAAAUGCUAGGAAAAUAUAAUUAUUCUGAACAUAAAUUUGGCAACAAAAAUAUUAUGAGAAAUCAAGCUCCUUUAAAACAUAUUUCAAUAUGUUACAUAUUGAGCAAAAUUAUUGAUUUGAUAGACAUUAAGACGAUAACCGAUGUCCAUCCAUGCCUUGUGACGAAUUUGUCGAUUUGGCUUCAGUUCCGCAAUGAUUUGAUUUUUUAAGAGGAUGAUAUCAAUAAUUGUUUUCUAUACGCAUUUUUCUUAAUGUAUCUCUAAAAGAAGAAGUCUAAAGGCGCAUGAUUGGGACUUCGUUGAAGAGGCGUAAUUGGACCAUCUCUCAUAUUCUAUGAGUUGGAGGAAAAUUUGUCAUUUACAGAAUUUACACGUAGAGACAUGCGGGGUGGAGGAAACUUUUCUCAACAUUUUAAAACAAACAUUUCUAAACACUUAAAUCCCAAAUUUCUAUUCUAUUAAAAUCUCCGAAUUCUUUUUCGAUGACCCUGUACUUUCCACCCUUUCAAUUGAGAAUAAAAAAGCGUAAUCCACCUUGUCAUGUUAAAACAUAUUUCUUUGUUUCAUUUAUUCUAAAGUAAACUUCAUAACCAGAAAACUCCCAUUAGACUCUACAAUUAGCUUGACACCACCAUUGUUUUUCUAGGACCGCAUUCAAAAUAUGUUUUUGUAUAGGUUGGAAAUUAAGCAGAUAUAAUAAAGUAUUUUAAGUUUCUCUGGUAACACAUUUAAAAAAAAAGAAGUAAGUUUCUUUUCUUUUUAUACUCGCUUUUUCAAGAUUUGAAAUAAUAGUUUAUAUUAAAAUAGUGUUUUGUUUAUAUCUGUAUUUUUUGAAGAAGCAAACUAAAUUAAUUUACAAUGUGCAGAAAUAUAAAGUGUCAAUCUAUACUUUAUUGCAAUUUCUAAGAUAUUUACAAUGGUUCAUUUAUUCUCUAUCAAAACAUUCCUAUUAUUAUUGUAAUGUUUCUUAAGUUUUGCUUAGCUUUGUUUAACGAUUUGUACUAAUAUAUUUUCCUUUAUUAAAUUAGAUGCUGUAUAUUUGAGAAUAUUUACAUAAUAUGUGAAAAUAUUUUUUGCCUCAUUUUGAAAAACAUAAAACUAUUGCACUUCUGUGAAAUUUUCAGAACACGUAAGAAAUUUAUAUACGACACAACGACAGUUGCUUAAUUUCUUUAUAAUAGCUUCAAUAGUGUUUGUGUAUUUGUCAUUGGAAUAAAAAUGUUGAUUGUUCUCUUGUUAAAUUCAUUUUAAUCUUGAUUUAAUUAUUUUUUUACGCUCGACACAAUGGGUAAGGUAUAUCGUUGGUGCUAUAUGAUCUCUUAGAUCAAAAUAUCAGGACUACAAACAGAAAAUAUUUAGGAAAUAUUUCUGCGGAAUUCUCUAUUUCAGAUGCUGAAAGAAAAAACCUACAUUUGCUUUAUGAGAAGCCAUUAGAGACAAUACGAAAACCAUUCAAUGCUAGUCUCAUGGGAGUCGGAAUAAAUCUCCUUGGAUUUCUUUCUGUAUGGAGCAGUUUUUUAGCUGGCUUUCUGAGAUGCUAAAGUUUGCUCAACUAUGU
This is a messenger RNA of Parasteatoda tepidariorum (common house spider), 8022 nucleotides long. Its product is annotated as neuroligin-4, X-linked. The record is from RefSeq and is a predicted model, not a curated record. NCBI's taxonomy places the organism in Eukaryota, Metazoa, Arthropoda, Arachnida, Araneae, Theridiidae.